AUGACACAUUUGGUGGAAGGCACUUCGGUGCUCGAUGGCUCGUGGCAAUUACCAAUUCUUGUCACCGAUAUGAACAUCCAAAGGUACGGUAUCUUUAUAUUAUAAAAAAGUUCAAUAUUUUCACUACCCUCUUUCUAAAAUCUUUCCAAAUCCUACUUAAUUUCAGAAACAUUUUUGUGCGCGGCGAUUUGCACAUCGGAGGUCUUAUGCUUCAACUUGUAAAUGAAGUUGGUGAGUCUUUUUCAUUUUUUAUGCAUUGAGAAUUUCCUUUUAUGAAAAAAGGGUUGACUUUAUCGAUUGAUGAUCCAAAAACAUUUUGAUGAUCAGAUGAAAAAUUGAGGAUGGGUGGGAAAUAGUGUAAAGUGUUGGUUGUUUUUGAGGGGGCGAGAGUGUGGGAGACGAGAAGAGCUUUUUAGUUGAAACAGUAAAAAUGGCCUCAAAGAGUUAUGAUGUUUCAGAAAAAAAUUGAGAUGAAAAAAAAAAUUGAUUCUUACAACACUUUUGAGAACGAUUUUCAAAUCUAUUUAUAAAGCUCAUACAAUCAAAGAAAUUAUAUUCAACUUUUGUAGAAAAAAUACUCAAACGGCGUUCUUUAUUCAUUUUUUACUCAAACAAACAAAGAAAAUAAAAUAAUUUUUUUUUCAAAACAAUGAUAAUUGGGAAUUUGCGCUCUAUUGCAAACAUCCCAUAUUUUUGUAAUUUUAAAAAUGUAAACUUUUUUGUAGAUCUUGCUCGAGAUUGGUCUGAUCAUGCUCUUUGGUGGCCAGAAAAACGUCGAUGGCUUCAACACACCCGUUCCACUCUCGAUCAAAAUGGUAUCACUGCUGAAACUCAACUCGAAUUCACUCCAAUGCAUAAAGAUGCCAGAAUCCAACUACCUGAUUUGCAAAUGAUUGAUGCUCGUCUCGAUUUUUCAGUUAAUAUUGUCAAAGCUACUGCGAAACUUUGUCGAGAUAUUGGAAUUCGACAUUCUGAAGAGCUUUCGUUGAAGCGGUAUAUUCCACCAGAUGUUCUUCGAAAAGGAACUUCAGAUGCUGACAAUCUUUCUGGUCCACAAGCAAUUCGACCUGGAGAAGAAUCAAUUGGACCAAUGACACUUCGAAAGGCGACUCCAAUUUUUGCAUCUCAAUCUAAUCUUGAUAUGCGUCGCCGUCAACAAUCACCAGCUCUCUCAUCAACUGGUCAUAUUUUCAAUUCAAAUGAAAUGGGAACAUUGCCACGUCAUGGAACUCUUCCACGUGGAGUUAGUCCAUCUCCAGGCGCUUAUAAUGAUACAAUGAGAAGAACACCAAUUAUGCCAAGUAUCAGUUUUAGUGAAGGAUUGGAAAAUGAGCAAUUCGAUACAGCUUUGGUUCAUUCGCCAAGAAUUGCAGCCACUCGAGAUACUCCAGUUUUUCGACCACAAAAUUAUGUUGAAAAGGCUGCAAUUAAUCGAGGAUGGCUUGAUUCGAGUCGAUCAUUAAUGGAACAAGGAGUUUUUGAGGGUGAUAUUGUUCUUCUUCGAUUCAAAUAUAUGUCAUUUUUCGAUUUGAAUCCAAAAUAUGAUCCAGUCAGAAUUAAUCAAUUAUAUGAGCAAGCAAAAUGGAGUAUUCUUUUGGAUGAACUUGAUCAUACUGAAGAAGAAGCUACUCUUUUUGCUGCUCUUCAACUUCAAGCAACACUUCAGCGAGAUUCUCCUGAACCUGAAGAUUCUGGAAAAGAUGAUGUUGAUCUUCUUCUUGAUGAACUUGAACAAAAUCUUGAUGCCGCUGCUUUGAAUCGUCGAAGUGAUCUUACUCAUGUUCCUGAACUUGCUGAUUAUUUGAAAUAUAUGAAACCGAAGAAAUUAGCAGCAUUCAAAGGAUUCAAGAGAGCAUUUUUCUCAUUCCGUGAUCUCUAUCUCACAUACCAUCAAUCUUCUUCUGAUGUCAAUUCACAACCUCUCGGACAUUUUUCACUAAAAGGUUGUGAAGUUGGUCAAGAUGUUUCAGUGAAUCAACAAAAAUACCACAUCAAAUUACUUGUUCCAACUGCUGAAGGUAUGACCGACUUUAUUUUGAAAUGCGAUUCCGAACAUCAAUAUGCAAGAUGGAUGGCUGCUUGUAGACUUGCUUCAAGGGGUAAAUCAAUGGCUGAUGCUUCAUAUCAACAAGAAGUUGAAAGUAUUCGAAAUCUUCUCAAAAUGCAGAGUUCAAAUGGAAAUGAAAAUGGAACAUUAAAUCGGAAAGCAACAGCUGUAAAACUUCCAUCUGAUUUUAAUGUAGACGAAUAUGUAUCAAAUCGAUAUGUAAAACGAGCAAGAACAAAACAAACGGUUAGUUAUUUCUAAUUUUGAAAAAUUGAAGAAAUAAAAAAAAGUUUCAGCUUCAACAACGAAUUUCCGACGCGCAUGGAAAUGUGAGACAACUCACAUCCACUGAAGCAAAACUACAGUAUAUUCGAGCAUGGCAAGCACUUCCAGAACACGGUGUUCAUUAUUUCAUUGUUCGGUUUAGAAAUGGUAGAAAAGCUGAUUUGGUUGGAGUUGCUAUAAAUCGUCUAGUAAAAAUGAAUUGGGAUAAUGGAGAAAGUAUCAAGACUUGGAGAUUUGCCAAUAUGAAAAAAUGGCAUGUAAAUUGGGAAAUUCGUCAUCUAAAGAUUCAAUUUGAAGAUGAAGAUAUUGAAUUCAAACCAUUAUCUGCUGAUUGCAAGGUUCGUUAUUAAAUUUUUCGGAAAAAUUUUGACUGAAUCUGAUUGUGAGGAUAGGCUACUCAUUUUUAUGUCCUGAAUAUAUAUUUAAAAUGUGCAAAAAAUUCAGAAUUUUUCUGAAAAAAAAUCAAAUCUAUUCUGAUUAAUUCAAAAAGUUUGGUAAUUUUUUGCCGAUUCAGAAAUUCAAAAAAUCUUGCCUUAUUCCUCGGGGUUGAUUCUAAAUCUACCAUUAAUCUAAGGAUAGGUUUCUCACCUUUUUAUAUCUGAAAAUCCACACAAAACUGAUAUCCCAAAAAACUUCAUACAUAUUUUCCAGGUUGUUCACGAAUUUAUCGGAGGUUACAUUUUCCUUUCAAUGCGUUCAAAAGAACAAGCUCAAAAUUUGAACGAAGAACUCUUCCACAAAUUAACUGGUGGUUGGGCAUAA
This is a messenger RNA of Caenorhabditis angaria, 3094 nucleotides long. The record is from the annotation of a GenBank genome assembly. NCBI's taxonomy places the organism in Eukaryota, Metazoa, Nematoda, Chromadorea, Rhabditida, Rhabditidae.